AUGGACAUCAAAACAGCGUUUUUAAAUGGUGAAUUGGAAGAGGAAAUUUAUAUGAACCAACCUCCUGGUUUCAUUGAAGAGGGCAAAGAACAUCUAGUUUGCAGAUUGAGCAAGUCUAUAUAUGGUCUGAAACAAGCAUCGAGCAAUGAUUUGAACCUAUUGCUUGAAACCAAGUUGUUGUUGUCAAAUACCUUCGAUAUGAAAGACUUGGGGGAGGCCUCUUUUGUAUUCGGCAUAGAGAUUAAAAGAGACGGGUCAAGAAACUCGUUGGGGAUUUCGCAAAGGUCAUACAUUGAGAAAAUAUUAAAACGUUUCAACAUGGAAGGAUGUUCAGGAGGAGAAGUCCCGGUGAGCAAAGGUGACAAAUUGAACAAGGAGCAAUGUCCUAAGAAUGACUUGGAGAGGAAAACCAUGUUGAACAAACCCUAUGCUUCAUUGGUGGGGAGCUUGAUGGAUGCUCAGGCUGCACAGAUGAUAGAAGGUCCACAAAUGGUUAUUUGUUCUUCAUGGCUGGAUGAGCAAUCUCGUGGAGAAGUGCAAAACAGAAGACACUUGCAACAUCGACCAUGCAAGCUGAAUAUAGUGGACAUUAUUUCAAGACCAAUUGUUAUACACUGCGACAACAAAGCUACUGUAUUCAUCUCUAAGAACAACAAGCAAUCUUCUGUAAAUAGACUGAUGGACAUCAAAUAUCGAUCUGUUAGUGAGGAUGUCAAAAGUGGUUUGCUGAACAACAAGCAAUCUUCUGUAAAUAGACUGAUGGACAUCAAAUAUCGAUCUGUUAGUGAGGAUGUCAAAAGUGGUUUGCUGGUAAUUAAGCAUAUUAACACUGGUUCGAUGAUAACAGAUCCCCUAACCAAACCAUUACCAGUUGCAGUGUUCAAGCAGCACGUUGCAAAAAUGGGGGUACUAGAGUCUUUUGAUUCUGUGACUGUGGGAGUAAAACUUAGUCUUGUCUUAUUUGCUUGGUAG
Malus domestica (apple) is the source of this 972-nucleotide messenger RNA. The record is from RefSeq and is a predicted model, not a curated record. Lineage: Eukaryota; Viridiplantae; Streptophyta; Magnoliopsida; Rosales; Rosaceae.